Molecule: messenger RNA, 1224 nt
Organism: Arachis duranensis
Lineage: Eukaryota; Viridiplantae; Streptophyta; Magnoliopsida; Fabales; Fabaceae
Product: transcription initiation factor IIF subunit beta
Exons: 6
Coding region: 143-928 (261 amino acids)
Biological process (GO): transcription by RNA polymerase II; transcription initiation at RNA polymerase II promoter
Cellular component (GO): transcription factor TFIIF complex
Source: RefSeq, a predicted model, not a curated record
CAUUUAAUUAGGAGAAGGUCCAAGUGAAGUCAGCAGAAUUGACUAAGGGUUGUGAUGCAGGUCCCAGAGGCGAGUCUGGUUUGUUAAAGGGGGAAGAAAACAAAAGAAGGAAAGGGAAAGUGAGAGAAAGAAGCGGAAGAAGAUGGAGGAGGAAAACGGUUAUGUUGGCAGCAGCACCUCCAACUUGGAGACUUCCAAGGCGGAGCGAUCUGUGUGGCUUAUGAAGUGCCCUCUUGUCGUUUCCAAGUCGUGGCAGAACCACCCUCCUUCUCAGCCACUUGCCAAGGUCGUUCUCUCCCUUGAUCCUCUCCACGCCGAUGACCCCUCUGCUCUUCAGUUUACAAUGGAGAUGGCUGGGACUGAUGCUGUUAAUAUGCCAAAAACAUAUUCCCUGAAUAUGUUUAAAGACUUUGUACCUAUGUGUGUUUUCUCAGAGACAAGCCAAGGUGGCAAGGUUGCAAUGGAAGGGAAGGUUGAACAUAAGUUCGAUAUGAAACCCCAUGGUGAAAACAUUGAAGAGUAUGGCAAAUUGUGUCGUGAGAGAACAAACAAAUCCAUGAUAAAAAAUCGACAAAUACAGGUUAUUGAUAAUGAUCGUGGAGUAUUAAUGAGGCCAAUGCCUGGAAUGAUUGGUCUAGUUUCAUCCAAUUCAAAGGAUAAGAAGAAGACACAGCCAGUUAAACAAACUGAUACAAAGAGAACAAGAAGAGAUAGAGGAGAACUGGAGGAUAUAAUGUUCAAGUUAUUUGAAAGACAGCCUAAUUGGGCAUUGAAGCAGCUUGUCCAGGAGACUGAUCAACCUGCUCAAUUCUUGAAAGAGAUCCUGAAUGAACUAUGUGUAUACAAUAAAAGAGGUGCCAAUCAAGGAACUUACGAGCUGAAGCCGGAAUACAAGAAAUCUGUUGUUGAAGAUACAAAUGCCGAAUAAGGGGGAAACAGAAAGUCGUAUCUCUUUCUGUUUGAUGAGUAGGGAAGACUCCACACGCUGACUGCUGAGGGUAAAUAUGUUGAUGGAAGGGCUAAAAAGUUAUUGGCUAACAAUAACCAGCAAAACGUGUAUCUCUUGCAUAAGAUUUAAUUGUUUUACCGAUCAUGACAGUUUCAGUUGUAUACAGUCAACGACUUUAGCAUAGUAUAAGGUUGCUUCCUGGGUUACAUUUGAAUGUAUCUGCCCCUAUGCAUUCAUUUUACAGGUGUAUCUAUUUAUGACAGAUGGCUUCAUUA